This is a messenger RNA of Ectocarpus sp. CCAP 1310/34, 462 nucleotides long. Lineage: Eukaryota; Phaeophyceae; Ectocarpales; Ectocarpaceae. The record is from the annotation of a GenBank genome assembly.
AUGUCUCGUCGAACGUUGCGGUGGUGUUGCGCCCGCACAGGGGCUGUUCGAGGCUCCGAGAAGGGACGGAGCGACCACGAACGGGGCGGUGCUGGUGUCCGCAGAAAGAUCACGCUCGCGAGGCACAUUCUCCGGUCUCGCCCCGCAUCUACGGAGGUCCCGCCCUUCGAGAGUUUCAAGUGCCCGAAGGAGGGUUGCGGCAAUGUACACAAGCUCGGGGACUGGUGGUUCUUCGACAUCCUCCAGAAGAAGUACGUGGGGCCCAGGAGUCAACCCAGGAGCGGUCAUUCAGGGGCGGAGAUGGUACCGUGUUCAGACGCGGAGGGGAAGGAGGUGUGCGGCGACAAUGAUUUGAAGACGUUACCGUUCGUCGGGAACGGCAGGGCCUCUGAGGUGGUGAUGAACAACCAGGACGCAUACGCGGUGUGGCUGACGGAGUAUGCGGUGUGGUUGAAGAAGUAG